AUGUAUCUAGCCGACACCCUAAGUCGCGCUUAUUUACCCUACGAUGGAAGCCACGGUAUCGCUUCAGAGAUUGAGAGCAUUAACAUGACGCAGCACAUCCGUUUGAAGCCGAGUACGCUUCAAGAAAUUAAAGACCACACGCAGAAGGAAGACAGCCUUCUAGAACUGAUUAAAGUUAUCAAGGCUGGUUGGCCUGAAACUAAAGGAGAGUUGUGUCAUCUGGUGUUGCCCUUCUUUGACGUUCGAGAUGAGUUGAGCGUCUGCGAUGGUAUUGUCAUUAGAGGAGAAAGAGUGGUGGUCCCAAAGUCGCUGCCUCGAGACAUGUUGUAUCGUCUGCAUUAUGCUCAUAGUGGAGUUGUAAGCACCCUUUUGCUCGCUAGAGAAAGCGUAUACUGGCCAGGAAUGAGCGGUGAAAUCAAGCAGUUUAUUGAAAUGUGUGAUGUCUGCAGGGCGUUUGACCGGAAGCAGCCCAAGGAGACUCUCAUUCCUCAUGAAGUUCCCGACCGGCCAUGGGCGAAAGUCGGAGUUGACUUGUUCACUUACAGGGGUCGAAACUAUCUCAUUUGUGUUGACUACUAUUCUUCGUUCUGGGAAAUCGAUUGCCUUGACAAAACUACCUCGGGGGCGGUAGUACAGAAGUUAAAGUCGCACUUUGCAAGGCACGGAAUCCAGGAGACGUGUGUAUCAGACAACGGUCCUUAG
Stylophora pistillata is the source of this 702-nucleotide messenger RNA. RefSeq lists its product as uncharacterized. Gene Ontology annotation, molecular function: nucleic acid binding. The record is from RefSeq and is a predicted model, not a curated record. NCBI's taxonomy places the organism in Eukaryota, Metazoa, Cnidaria, Anthozoa, Scleractinia, Pocilloporidae.